CACUUUUGAGAGCUUUGCUGUGAAACAACCUCUCACAUAUUGUCUCUCUGUUUCUCAAGCUGAGCUGCAGUGGCUGAAUGUACACUCUUGUUGUGUUUUCGUUGUCUUGAAUUUCAUUAUCAAACAUAUUGUUUCUUUUCUCCUGGCAUUGUUAGCUGUUUCUUCCCUUUGACACGGUUGGGCGCGCCGCAGUCUUGGUGUAUUCACUACCACGUAUAGCGCGCGCUGCCCUGCUCCCUCACCCCUCUCAUUUUACAGCUAAUUAGUUUUUGUAUCUCUGGGAAAGUUCAUUAGAGUGGACAAGAUGUCAAUCUUACCACAAGAGAUCCACACUGCUUUAUCGCAGUUGCUGUUGGGCCUUUCAACAGCCGACAAUCUCGUGCGCACACAAGCUGAGGAGCAGUUGAAUAAUGAGUGGGUUCAGGCACGCCCGGAUUUCUUGCUUAUGGGGCUGGCAGAACAAUUACAAGCUGCGGAGGAUACAAACACACGGUCUUUUGCAGCAGUUCUUUUUCGACGGAUAGCGGGACGAUCGGUAAAGGAUCCGAAUUCGGCUGAUACAAGGAGAUUAUUCUUCACCCUGGUGCCAGAACAGAGAUUGGCCAUUCGUCAGAAAUUGCUGCAAGCAUUAAACGGUGAAACAGUAUCUAGUGUGCGUAAUAAAGUUGGAGAUGCGGUGGCAGCUAUCGCCGAACAGUACUCUGAGAGCGGAGAGCCAUGGCCAGAGCUGCUUGGUGUUCUCUUCCAAGCAAGCCAAUCUUCUGAUACGGGCCUUCGCGAAUCGGCGUUCCGCAUAUUCUCCACCACACCACAAAUCAUUGAGAAGCAGCACGAAGAGACUGUCCUAGGUGUAUUCUCGAAAGGAUUCAAAGAUGAGCACAUUUCGGUCCGAAUCUCUGCGAUGGAAGCGUUUGCAUCUUUCUUCGGCUCCCUACAUAAAAAGUCUCAGCCUAAAUUCUUUUCUUUGGUGCCCGAUCUUUUGAAUAUUCUCCCUCCACUUAAAGAAGCAGAUGAAAGUGAGGAGCUGUCUAAGGCUUUCAUAGCCCUCAUAGAUAUUGCCGAGAUUUGUCCCAGGAUGUUCAAACCACUUUUCAAUAACCUGGUUAAGUUCAGUAUAAGUGUGAUUAGCGACAAGGAACUUUCAGACCAAGUCAGGCAAAAUGCACUGGAGCUUCUGGCAACAUUUGCUGAUUAUGCACCAACAAUGUGCAAGAAGGACGCGAACUAUGCGCAGGAUAUGGUGACUCAAUGCCUUAGUUUGAUGACUGAUGUUGGUCUCGAUGAUGAUGAUGCGUCCGAAUGGGGGGCUUCAGAAAAUCUUGAUCUUGAAGAGAGCGACAAGAAUCAUGUUGCUGGCGAGCAAUGCAUGGAUCGACUUGCCAAUAAACUAGGCGGACAGGUUAUUCUUCCUCCAACGUUCAGCUGGGUGCCAAGAAUGAUUUCAUCCUCCUCAUGGCGCGAUAGACAUGCCGCCCUGAUGGCUAUCUCCGCUAUUUCAGAGGGCUGUGGUGAUCUGAUGGUCGGUGAGCUGGAUCAAGUUCUUGCGCUUGUUGUUCCAACUCUACAGGACCAGCAUCCUCGCGUGAAAUUUGCAGGCUGCAAUGCUCUAGGACAAAUGAGCACUGAUUUCGCUGGUACUAUGCAAGAGAAGUAUCAUUCAGUGGUUCUUGGUUGCCUCAUCCCUUCUUUGAUGUCGGAACACCCACGAGUCCAAGCCCACGCCGCAGCUGCUCUGGUCAACUUCUGCGAGGAGGCGGAGCCCGCUAUUCUGGAGCCAUAUCUUGAACAGUUGCUAGGACAUCUCGUCCAACUGCUUCAAAGUCCGAAGAAGUUUGUUCAGGGGCAGGCUCUCUGCACAAUAGCCACCAUCGCUGACUCGGCGGAAAGCACAUUUGCCAAUUACUACGACAGACUUAUGCCAAUGUUGUUUAAUGUUCUAAGGGAAGAACAGUCUAAGGAGUACCGGGAAAUCCGAGCCAAGGCUAUGGAAUGUGCUACGUUGAUCGCAUUAGCUGUUGGCAAGGAAAAGAUGGGCCAAGAUGCCUUGACGCUGGCUCAAUUACUUGCCCAUAUCCAGCAAAAUAUAACUGAUGCGGAUGAUCCACAGUCAUCCUACCUCCUCCACUGCUGGGGUCGCAUGUGCCGUGUCCUAGGUCCCGAUUUUAUUCCAUAUCUUCCUGGCGUUAUGCCGCCUCUCCUUCAAGUCGCUGCUGCAAAGGCGGAUGUCCAAAUCCUCGAUGAUGAGACGCAAAUUCAGGAAGUCGAGCAGGAUGGAAAAUGGGAUCUACUCCCACUGAAGGAUAAAGUUAUUGGGAUUAAAACCAGUGUCCUUGAAGACAAGAAUAUGGCAAUUGACCUGAUCACCAUAUACGCCCAAGUCCUUGAAGCCGCUUUUGAGCCAUACGUUGUCGAACCGCUUGAAAAGAUUGCGAUACCCGGCCUUGCAUUCUUCUUCCACGAUCCUGUCAGGGUUUCUUGUGCCAAACUUAUUCCCCAUUUGUUGAAUUCAUAUAAGAAGGCCCAUGGCGACCGUUCACCAGAGUUUUUCCAGUUAUGGUCCAAAACUGCUGAGAAAAUUAUUGAGUGCCUCAGUGCAGAACCUGCAGUUGAUACCUUAGCGGAGAUGUUCCAGUGUUUCUAUGAAUCUGUGGAGAUUGCUGGCAAGAAUAGUUUGACGCAGGAUCACAUGCAGGCGUUUAUUGAGGCCACUAGAUCAACGCUCGAGGACUAUCAGAUCCGUGUGAAGAAGCGUAUGGAAGACAGGGCUGAAGCUGAGGAAGGGGACGACGAGACGCUUUCAUUUGACUACGAAGCCGAAGAGGACCAAAAUCUGCUGAGUGACAUGAACAAAGCUUUCCAUACAAUCUUCAAAAAUCACGGCGCAUCAUUUUUACCGGCCUGGGAACGCAUCCUUCCCUUCUAUGACGCCUUUGUUGUGACCUCUGAACCAACUCAGAGACAAUGGGCUCUUUGUGUGAUCGACGACGUCCUCGAAUUCUGCGGCGAGCGGUCUUGGAACUACAAAGAUCACAUCAUACAGCCAUUGAUAAAUGGAAUGCGAGACGACAACGCAGCCAACAGACAGGCUGCUUCAUAUGGUGUUGGAAUUGCAGCUCAAAAAGGUGGUAUCGCAUGGAGCGAAUUCGUAGCCGCCAGUAUCCCAACUCUAUUCCAAGUAACACAGCACAGAGAAGCUAGAGCCGAGGACCAUGUGUUUGCUACAGAAAAUGCUUGCGCCAGCAUUGCCAAAAUUCUACAUUUCAAUGCCAGCAAAGUGCAGAACCCACAGGAAGUGGCCGAGAAUUGGAUCAACACACUCCCAAUUCUAAACGACGAGGAGGCAGCUCCUUAUGGCUAUUCCUUCCUUGCACAGUUGAUUGAUCAACGAAACCCGGCCGUCUUCGCAAAUGCUGAAAAGGCAUUCACCUACGUUGUUCAGGCACUUGAUGCUGAGAGUAUUCAAGGUGCAGUUGCCAAUAGAAUUGUUGCUUCGGUGAAGCAACUCGUUGCGUCAACCAAUGUGAACGCGGAGCAGGUUCUAUCAAUCGUCAAACCCGAGAAACAGAUGAUUGUGCGCCGAUUCUUCCAAUGAUCCAUCGGCCAUUUUGAUGAAAGUCUUUAACAUUUUUUGACUCUGAUGCGAACGAAUCCCAAUGUUACCCCCAGUCUGCAUUUUUCGCCCUUCUAGCACCAUCCUCCUUUAAGCCCACCCCAUUAUUCUUGUUAUAUCAUGUCUACAUUUCCACCUCACCGAAAUUCCAAUUGGCCCAUGAUGUUUAGCCUCCCGAGUUAGAUAGAGCUCAUACUACCAAAUGACCGAAUUGCCUUCGACUGUUAUAUGAUGAUCCCGCCUGAAA
Coccidioides immitis RS is the source of this 3857-nucleotide messenger RNA. RefSeq names its product importin beta-3 subunit. Gene Ontology annotation, biological process: protein import into nucleus. The transcript is spliced from 6 exons. Gene Ontology annotation, cellular component: nucleus; cytoplasm. The coding region runs from base 305 to 3592 and encodes 1095 amino acids. Lineage: Eukaryota; Fungi; Ascomycota; Eurotiomycetes; Onygenales; Onygenaceae. Gene Ontology annotation, molecular function: small GTPase binding; nuclear import signal receptor activity. The record is from RefSeq and is a predicted model, not a curated record.